AUGGAAGCGACCACGUACACCCUUCGAGGAUACGGCUGGCCAUUUGUUAACGAGCAACCCAUCACCUUCGAGCAGCGGUUGCCGUGGGUGCGCGUCUGCGCGAACUGCAGGGUGGUUGCGGACGAUGCGGUGCAGCUUCCCUGCCGUCACACCUUGUGUGGUCGAUGCCUCAAAGACGCUUGCGAUGGCCACAGCUGCGAACACAGGCACCGUUUCGGCCGGUGUCCUCUCGACGGUGGAUACUUCUUGGAGGAAGACGCCGUCGACGUGUACUUCCCUCUAGAGCAUCUUAUGGCCCUGCCGGUGCGCUGUUUCCAUGCCAGUCUGGGCUGCCCGUUCAACGGAGUACUUGGAGAACUUCAGCAUCACCUGCGGGAAUGCAUCUUCGGAGUUGGUAGCAUCGCUGGCGCCUAG
This is a messenger RNA of Dermacentor albipictus, 414 nucleotides long. RefSeq names its product E3 ubiquitin-protein ligase PDZRN3-like. NCBI's taxonomy places the organism in Eukaryota, Metazoa, Arthropoda, Arachnida, Ixodida, Ixodidae. The record is from RefSeq and is a predicted model, not a curated record.